CAUGUCCACCUGCGAAACUUGGACGCUAUCGCCAUACGAUCAAUGAGCAUUGAUUGGGAAAUUGCAUCUUGACGUUUACUAGACAGACGUAGUAGUUGGUCAACCUAAAAGCUGGAUCUUGGUCGGAUGAGUGCAAGCACCAGGCGCGGUGUUAUAUAUAUCGACCGGGGAAACUCGUUCCGUUGUAUGUAUUAUAACCGCCAUGUGCUCGAGCGUCCCACACUCAGUUCCUGGCCGCCCAAGGAGGAUCUUUCACCCUGCCUUCGCCACAUUUAUCACCUUCGACAACUAGCAGUGAGAUGGAAGGCAACGUCGUAACAUAUGGCUUGGUCGCGCUCGCCACCUUAGUCUAUGUGCUGAGGUGGCUAAAGCCUUCAAGGUCCAGCCUUCCAGAUAUACCUGCCGUCACUCCCACUGCGCCGAUCCUAUCCUUUUAUGGCGUAUUCAAGUAUUUCACACAUAGUCGAGAGAUGAUACAGGAAGGAUACGACAAGUACAAAGGUCGAGCAUUCAAGAUUCCAGAGGUCUUCCGCUGGAUGGUCAUUGUGACUGGACCAAAGCUUAUCGAGGAGUUGCGCAAAGCUCCGGAUGACACCCUCAGCUUUGAAGAAGCUACGCGAGAGUCGCUCCAAGUAGACUAUACAUUAGGCCCAGCCAUCCAUCACAAUGGUUACCAUAUCGGCAUCGUUAGGUCUAAUCUCACCAGGAACUUGGCAGCUCUGUUCCCUGAUGUGCGCGACGAAAUCGUGGCGGCCUUCACUGAGGCCAUUCCUCUUAGCGACGAUUGGAUCUCUGUUCCCGCUUUAGAAACUGUCAUGCAGAUUGUCUGUCGAACUAGUAAUAGGAUCUUUGUUGGGCUGCCGAAGUGUCGCGAUCUCGACUAUCGUAAACUGAACAUUCAAUUCACGGUGGACGUUGUCAAGGGUGCCAUGAUUCUUAACCUGCUCCCUACCUUCGUCCGCCCACUCGCUGCACGAAUCUUCACGAAUGUGCCCAGUAGCAUUGAUCGUGGUAUGAAGCACCUUGAACCUAUCAUUCGUCAACGAUACCAAGCAAUGGAAGAGUAUGGUUCAGACUACCCUGAUAAGCCUAACGAUAUGCUUAGUUGGUUCAUGGACGAAGCAAAAGGUGAAGAACGAGAAGUUCGAGCUCUCGUUCUCCGAAUUCUCACAGUUAAUUUCGCUGCAAUCCAUACUUCGUCCAUGAGCUUUACUCAUGCCCUAUACCGACUUGCCGCCAACCCGGAGUACAUCCUUCCAAUGCGUGAAGAAGUGGAGAGCAUCGUCAAAGCCGAAGGGUGGACCAAAGCUGCUAUGGGGAAGAUGCGUAAGGUGGACAGUUUCUUGAAAGAGUCUCAACGAUACCAUGGUUUAGGAGCCAUCAGCAUAACACGACGUGCCCUCCGCGACUUUACCUUCUCCGACGGUACAUUCAUCCCUAAGGGUGAAUUCGUCUCAGCCGCAGCUAUGCCUACGCAUUACGAUGAAGAGUAUUACGAGAACCCUGAAGUCUUUAACCCUUGGCGAUUUGCCGAGAUGCGAAGUGAGGACGGAGAGGGCACCAAGCAUCAGAUGGUCUCGACCAGUUCAGAGUAUAUACCAUUUGGUCAUGGGAAACAUGCUUGCCCAGGACGUUUCUUCGCUGCCAAUGAGCUCAAGGCCAUGCUCGCGCACGUAGUGACGACUUAUGAUGUCAAGUUGGAGAACGAGGGCGUAGUGCCCGAACCUCUUUGGGUCGCUAGUGCGUUAGUGCCCAACCCGACUGCGAAGGUCAUGUUCAGGAAGAGGCAGGAUUAAGGUGUUCGCUAAUACGUUCACCUCUGAGGGCAAUGGCUGCUCAGAGUGAGUAUUCUGGACAUUUGUAGGACCAUUCUUUGCUUCUGGAUGUAUGUAGCGUUAUAUCAUGUCGGAUUUUGGGUUUAUAUAGCGGUAUACACUGUGUUAUGAUACGAUCGAUCGGGAUGUUACUUUCUAUCUGCGGACUCUGCUUUCUGUUCAUCUUCAUAAGUCGCGUUCCUAAUGGCAUACACGAUAAAAUUCAACAUAGAUUUCAUGCAGAACCGGUUCGACACAGCGGUCA
Somion occarium is the source of this 2079-nucleotide messenger RNA. The record is from the annotation of a GenBank genome assembly. Lineage: Eukaryota; Fungi; Basidiomycota; Agaricomycetes; Polyporales; Cerrenaceae.